Messenger RNA from Diorhabda carinulata, 1413 nucleotides. RefSeq names its product acetyl-CoA acetyltransferase, cytosolic (gene Acat2). The coding region runs from base 164 to 1330 and encodes 388 amino acids. Gene Ontology annotation, biological process: fatty acid beta-oxidation. The transcript has 7 exons. The record is from RefSeq and is a predicted model, not a curated record. Gene Ontology annotation, molecular function: acetyl-CoA C-acetyltransferase activity. NCBI's taxonomy places the organism in Eukaryota, Metazoa, Arthropoda, Insecta, Coleoptera, Chrysomelidae.
AAUGCCACGUGACUUAAUGUCAAAUUUAAAUUCUGUCAACAUUUAUAAUAAUUGGUAUGUUAAUAAUAUAAAAGUGGAACAGGGCAGGUCAAAACUGUAUAUAAAUAUUAAUGUAGGUGAUAUAUGCUUAUUUAGUCCUAAGUGAAAACUUGAGAAAUCUAGAAUGGCUGAUGUGUAUAUAGUCUCAGCUUGCCGAACUCCUAUAGGCAAUUUUCAAGGACAAUUUGACAAAUUUUCUGCAGCUGAAUUAGGAUCUAUAGUAAUUGCAGAGGCUGUAAAAAGAGCAGGUCUACAACCUGAAAAUGUAGAUCAGGUUAUAAUGGGACAGGUAUUGGUCGCAGGCCAAGGACAGAAUCCGGGUAGACAAGCUGCUGUAGGUGCAAAAAUUCCAUACACCACCCCAGCUUAUACAAUAAACAUGCUUUGUGGCUCUGGAUUGAAGGCUGUUGCUCUUGGUUAUCAAGCAAUCAAGUUAGGAGACAAUGAAAUAAUUGUGGCAGGUGGACAAGAAAGUAUGACGCGGGCCGAACAUACUGCUUAUGUUAGGAGUGGAAAAUUUGGAAAUCUCACUUUGGCUGAUACUUUAUUAAAAGACGGAUUACAUGACGCCUUUAACAAAGAUACUCACAUGGGUAAUACAGCUGAACAUUUGAGUAAACUUUACAACAUACCUCGUGAACUUCAAGAUGAAUAUUCUUGUGAAUCGCAAAUCAAAGCCGAAGUAUCCAUAAAACAGGGAUUAUUUGAAAAAGAAAUUGUAGCAGUUCCACAGAAGAGAACGGGGACUUUAAUUACCACAGACGAAUUUCCAAGGUUCGGUACUGCUUUGGAAAAAUUAUCGAAAUUAAAAUCGUGUUUUAUCCCUAACGGAACUGUUACACCAGGAAAUUCUUCGGGAAUAAAUGAUGGUGCUGCAGCGGUGUUAUUAGUUAACGAAAAGCAAUUGAAAGAAAAAGAAUUGACACCGUUAGCGAAAAUUGUCGGUUUUGCCGAAGUCGGAGUUGAUCCUAUGUGUAUGGGAACUGGACCUAUUGGAGCUGUUAAUAAUUUGUUGAAAAAAAUCGGUUGGUCAAAAGAAGACGUCGAUCUAUUCGAACUUAAUGAAGCUUUCGCUGUUCAAAGUUUGGUGGUGAACAACGCUUUGGGUAUAGAUAAGUCUAAAAUUAAUAUAACUGGAGGUGCCAUUGCUUUGGGACAUCCUGUAGGUGCAUCAGGUACAAGAAUACUUGUAACACUGAUCCACAACUUACUUAGAUUGAACAAAAAGAAAGGUAUCGCUAGUUUGUGUAUUGGAGGCGGUAUGGGUAUUGCAAUGGCUAUUGAAUUAUAGACAAAUUUUAUUUAUUUUUGUUGGUUGUAAAAAAAAUAUAUUUUAUACUAAGUGGAGGACAAUAAAUGCAUGUUUUUAUCAAA